ACAGGCGGAGCGUAUCGUCUUUUCGGCGCAAGGCGCAAUUGAAACGUCGUGAGGUAAAUGCAACAAUUAGUCAACGCGACACCUAAGUAUCGCUUGUCAGAAUAGCGUAGCACAUUUGCACCAUGGCGUCCUUUUGCUGAUUGUUAUUGUCGUGGACAUGCUGGCCUGAAAUGCCGCUAUCGCUGCCUGUCCGAGUUCGCAGUGCCUGAAUCUGACGGCUCGACCACCACCAACAUGGGUCAGCCCGUUGCCACUGUUGCCAGCCUGUCCGCGCUGGUCCUCGCCGUCCUUCUGCUUUCAUCCUCAGUUCACGGCUCCCAGGGCGAUAAGGAGCCAGUCUAUCGGGACUGCGUGAAGCAAUGUGUCCGGACCAACUGCACCGGGGCCCGGCUACGUGGGUUCCAGUCAACGCAACCUCCCUACAUGGCGUUGACAGGUUGGACGUGUCGUGAUGAUUGCCGCUACCAGUGCAUGUGGACUACAGUUGGCCUUUACCAGGCAGAGGGAUACAGCGUGCCACAGUUCCACGGCAAAUGGCCGUUUGCGCGGUUCCUGUGUUUCGAGGAGCCUGCGUCGGCGCUGGCCUCGCUGCUGAACGGCCUGGCCUGUCUCCUGAUGCUCCUCCGGUACCGCAGCACCGUGCCGCGCCAGAGCCCCAUGUACCACACCAUCAAUGCCUUCUCACUGGUCUCCCUCAAUGCUUGGUUCUGGUCUACAAUAUUCCACACCAGAGAUACGUACCUGACUGAGAAGAUGGACUACUUCUGUGCAUCGGCUGUCAUCCUUUACUCCAUCUACAUGUGCUGCGUCAGGACGCUGGGUCUGCGUCGGCCGGGUGUGUCCAGUAUAGUUGGAGCACUGCUUAUCCUGGCCUUCACCUCCCACGUCUCCUAUCUCACGUUCGUCAGCUUCGACUACGGAUACAACAUGGCAGCCAACGCUACCAUAGGCAUGGUGAACCUGUUGUGGUGGCUGUGUUGGUGUUGGCAGAACAGGCGUACGCUGCCCUACUGGUGGAAGUGUGGCCUGGUGGUCAUGCUCCUCCACGGCCUGGCCCUCCUGGAGCUGAUGGACUUUCCUCCCCUCUUCUGGGUCCUGGACGCCCACGCUGUCUGGCACCUCAGCACCGUUCCAGUACACUUUCUCUUCUACAGUUUCCUGAUUGAUGACAGUCUGCACCUCCUGAACACAGAGAAGACUGGAGUUAAGCUGGAGUAGGAGGGGGCGUGACCUGCACCCAUGUCCCCCCCCCCUCGCUCUCAAUCACCCAAUCAGGCGAGCGGAAGCCGGAGUGGGAGUGCCUCCAGUCUCCGUGGCAACUUGCAUGACCCUCCAACCCUCCUCCCUCCACUCGGCCAAAAUCUCAACAACUUCAUUUUUUGUUUUGUUUUGUUGUUUUUUUUUCUUUCUCAAAUCCAUGCCAUUAGGUGCACAAAGGAUAUUUUUUUCUUUUUUCAGCUUUGUAGUUAAUUCAUUUUAUUGUUCUUGUCUUUUUUUUCAGCUUGAAAAUUGUUUUGUUUGACAUUUUGCAUUCACUAAGCUUUGCCUUGAAAGUAGAAUAGUUUGGAGCCUUUUUUUUUUCGUCUCACGGCGACCUGUCACAGACCUCAACACCACCCACACCACAAUACUUCAGGCACGUGUGUUAUUAGUUGACCACCGCUUGUCCCAGGUCUCUCUCUCUUAUAGGCCAGUACUCUCGAUUAGUCCAGCUAACGCUGUGGGAAUUCCUGAAUUGCAGGGAGACCUUGAGAUGGCUUUGUGGUUGAGAGAGAG
Messenger RNA from Engraulis encrasicolus (European anchovy), 1776 nucleotides. It is a transcript of the gene pgap3, whose product is annotated as post-GPI attachment to proteins phospholipase 3. The transcript is spliced from 8 exons. Gene Ontology annotation, molecular function: hydrolase activity, acting on ester bonds. Gene Ontology annotation, cellular component: endoplasmic reticulum membrane. Gene Ontology annotation, biological process: GPI anchor biosynthetic process. Bases 235 to 1218 code for a protein of 327 amino acids. The record is from RefSeq and is a predicted model, not a curated record. NCBI's taxonomy places the organism in Eukaryota, Metazoa, Chordata, Actinopteri, Clupeiformes, Engraulidae.